ACAAGGGGAAUUCCCGUGUUCUAAUUAAAGGAUUGAGGACAUUGAGAAAAUGAGUGUGCAGUUGUUCAUACAUUUUCGUGUGUUAAUACGUGUUUACAUGUGAUUAAAGAAGUAGAAUUAGAAGAGAAACUGCGUGCUAUUCUGAAAUUUUAGUGGAUAGCGGAAAUUUACGAAGACCGUAACUUAAAAAGUUGGUAUCGAUGUCAGUGUUGAAUAAUUUGUUUAUGAAUGUGUUGUUGUUAUGAAACGACUUUCGUCAGUUUUGAGGAUUAAGAUUAUUAAUUCAAAUUAUUUCUUUUUUUAUCAUUAUUCAUCAUCAAAUUGAAAAUCACAAUGAGCCAAAAAUCUUCGUCGCCGGAAUCAUCACUUAUGACGCUUAGUGUUGAACAAGAACGGGAUUCUUACAAAGAAAAAGUGGAGCAUAUGAAACUUAUGAUUCAAAAAUAUAAACAAGAGAUUCAAGCACAGAAAAUACGGAGAGAAGGAGUAGAAACUGUGUCCAGAUUGUUGCAUGAAUCCAGAGAAGAAAAUGCCGCUUAUCAGAAAAAGAAUAUCGCUCUUGAAACAGUUGUGAGAAAUUUGCAGUCGCGGUUAUCUAUGAACGGAAUAUCAGACGGAAUGACCUUGGGGGAAGGAGACGUUUUUAUUCCAGGCUCAUCUAAACAAGUUUUGGACAAUUUGGCUCGAGAAAAUAAAAGACUGCGUUCUCUUUUGCAAGGGGCUUCUACAGAUCCGGAAGAAAUAAAUAAUCUUCAACAGCUCAUUGAAAAUAAAAACAUAGAGAUUAAGGACUUGAGACAUACCAUUGUAGGACUUUCUGAAAAAUUACAAAGUACAGGAAGACUAAUGAAAUCAAGUGAUGAUGAAAAACUCUCUGAAAUAAAAAAGUUACAGGACAAAAUCAGUUCAAUGAAGAAUGAGUGUGAAACUAGAGACAUUUUGUGUUCAUCACUUGCAGAAGAAACAAAUACUCUAAAGCAACAGUUACAUGAUGUAGCAGUUCAUUGUCAAAAGCUGGCUGUAAAACUGGAACUUAGUGAAAAAAGUAAAGUUCAUGGAGGUAUCUCGUCAAGUCAAACAGAUGUAGAAAAGUUACAGGAAGAGAAUGCUAGUUUGAAAGACAAAUUAAGUGAGUUAGUUAAAAUGAACAAGAGAUGGCAAGAAUAUAUGUCACAAAAAGAAAGAUACUGGCAACAAAUAGAGCAAAAUCAUGUUCAGCCUGAUAGAAUUCAAGCAAUAAAUGCUGCUUUGGAAGAUGCUAGCAGGCGCCUACAAAAACUGGAACGUGAAAAGAAACAGUGCCAAGAAGAACUAGAUGAAAGAAAUCAACAACUCAUAGAAAAGUCAUCUGAACUUAUGAGGCUUCAAAAUGAUGUGGAAUGUGGUAAUUUAGGACAUGAUGAUGGCCACUUACGUAGUGAUGUAGAGACAAUAAGUGCAUUGAAGGCUCAAAUUCAAAUCUGUACUGAAGAUUUUGAAUCAGAAAGAAAAGAUCGAGAGAAGGCACAAAAUAGAGUGGCUGAACUGGAAGCUGAAGUCUCUCAGUAUAAAAGAAUGAGGCCAGAUGAUGGACGACUACCUCAUCAAAAUUUGUUCGAACCAAGAAACCCAAGCUCACCUGAAUUAUAUGGAGGUUUCAACCUUCAGGGACAGUAUAAUAGAGAAUCUCAGCUAGCAGCUAGAGGUCCAAUGAGAAGAAGGGAAGAAAAUGUUUAUGAUAUGUUCAAUGUUGUUGAUGCUAUACAAACUGAUUCUGCCCAAACGUCAAAACAAGACAAAACGAACAAGGAAGGAACUAAUCUAGCCACAAAAUUAAAAGUUGAAAAACAGGAUACAGACCCAGAUAAUUUAUUAGAUACUGUUCCUGAUUUAAAUGACUUCAACUCUGUGGACAGUGACACUGAAUUAGCACUUGAAAUUGCUAUGAGGAAAGUAGAAGAUAUCAAUUUAACUCAUUGUCCAAGGUGUGAUCACAGUUUCGAACUAGGUCAUGACCAGGAAACUAGAGAACAUCUCGAAAAAUGUUGUGAUUAAAAUUUUUAUUAUGUGACAGAUAUGUUUUACCAUUGAUUUGUUAUGCUUCCUCUUUCAUAAAUAACUUCCCUUUUAUGUUUUUUUUAUUUUGUAGGUUAUAUUUUGUAUUUAGGUAUAGAAAGACUUAAAGGGAAAAUUCACUAUUUUUUACUAAUCAUUUUACUUAUGUUCGUAAUACCAUAAAAAAAACAUAUUCACAAAGUUUUAUCUCGAUAUGAACACUAAUUAAGAAGACAAUGGGAAAUUAUUAUAAUUUUAUUUAUUCGAACUUCCUGACUUCUGUGACGUGGUUAAAGUCUUUUUGCAUACUGGGAGAGGGGAGUGUAUUAAUCUCAUUUUAAGUCUUGUUCCUUCAUCAACUUAUAACGCGAUGUAAAGUGCAUUAACAACUUUUGAGGUAGCUAUUUACCAACUAAUAAUUCAGAAAGAAAAGUGAUUAACAUGUAUGAUUUAUACUUUUGAGAAUUUCUGAUAUAGUAAUAGUAAUAAAAGUAAAGCAUACAAUAAUCUGUUUAUGAUUUUUUUCCUCCGACAGAUUUGUUUAGAUACAUUUAUAACUGAUAAUUUAAUAAAAAUGCAUGUUUGUU
Molecule: messenger RNA, 2621 nt
Organism: Mytilus trossulus (common blue mussel)
Lineage: Eukaryota; Metazoa; Mollusca; Bivalvia; Mytilida; Mytilidae
Product: TNFAIP3-interacting protein 2-like
Exons: 7
Coding region: 334-2034 (566 amino acids)
Biological process (GO): mitotic cytokinesis; regulation of phosphatidylinositol 3-kinase/protein kinase B signal transduction
Source: RefSeq, a predicted model, not a curated record